Molecule: messenger RNA, 1633 nt
Organism: Enhydra lutris kenyoni (northern sea otter)
Lineage: Eukaryota; Metazoa; Chordata; Mammalia; Carnivora; Mustelidae
Gene: SLC35D4
Product: transmembrane protein 241
Exons: 15
Coding region: 85-975 (296 amino acids)
Cellular component (GO): Golgi apparatus
Molecular function (GO): antiporter activity
Source: RefSeq, a predicted model, not a curated record
UGGCAGCAGAGGCGGUGGCCCGGCUCCCGGAGGCUGUCGCGGAGCUUCCCCCGCGGGUCCCCUUGAAGGGGCGCGGGCUCACCGAUGUCCGUGAGGAGGUGCCUGGUGGGCCUCACCUUUUGCACUUGCUACCUGGCUUCUUACCUCACGAACAAGUAUGUCCUGUCUGUCUUGAAAUUUACCUACCCUACAUUAUUCCAAGGGUGGCAGACCUUAGUUGGUGGACUUUUGCUUCAUGUGUCAUGGAAGCUGGGCUGGGCCAAGAUCAACAGCAGCUCAAGAUCUGAUGUUUGGACUUGGCUUCCUGCUUCCGUGUUGUUUGUGGGUAUAAUCUAUGCUGGUUCCAGGGCACUAUCCAAACUGGCCAUUCCUGUGUUUCUCACUUUGCAUAAUGUAGCUGAAGUUAUCCUCUGUGGGCACCAGAAGUGUUUUCGGAAAGAGAAAACUUCUCCUGCAAAGAUCUGUAGUGCCCUCUUUCUCCUGGCUGCCGCAGGAUGCCUUCCCUUCAAUGACCCCCAGUUUGAUCCCGGUGGAUAUUUCUGGGCUGUAAUUCACUCAUUCUGCGUAGGGGCAUAUAAGAUAUUUCAGAAGGCCCGGCAACCCAGUGCGCUCAGUGACAUUGACCAGCAGUACUUAAACUAUAUGUUCAGCGUGGUGCUUCUGGGACUUGCAUCUCAUCCUACAGGUGACCUCUUCAGCGUCCCGGACUUCCCGUUCCUGUAUUUCUACAGAUUCCAUGGCAGCUGCUGUGCCAGUGGAUUAUUAGGAUUCUUUCUCAUGCUCAGCACAGUGAAGCUGAAAAGCCUUAUGGCCCCAGGGCAGUGUGCAGCCUGGAUUUUCUUUGCUAAGGUGCUCACAGCUGGCUCCUCGGUAUUGCUAUUUGAUAUGAUCCUGACCAGUGCGACAGUGGGAUGCCUCCUGCUCGGGGGCCUUGGAGAGGCCUUGCUGGUUUUCUCCGAGCGGAAGGGCUCCUAAGGGCACGAAGAGUCAACUCGAAGGCUGCCAGCUGGUGUACUGGGCCCCUGAGCAUCGGAACUCCCUGUGGAGUGUGUCCGAGGCGAGAAAGCAGGGACAGUGAGGCCGCCACGUCUCACUGCAUCAAGGAGAACUCUGUCUGGGGGUCCGUGGACUGCUGCAGAGAAGGGACUGUGUUGUGUCUUCCUGCUUCGAGAGGCUCCCUGGAGUCCUGCUGACCGCACUGCCCAGUGGGGCAGACCCAGAUCCGGGAGUCCCCCCGUACGGGGCCGGCUCCGCUCCCUUGGACUGAUGCACAGGCCUCCUUGUCAAACACUUGUCACCAAACACUGCUUUGACUACUUGAUGGUGGGCUCAAGGUAUUCCAUGGCACUUUUUGUUUUGUGUUUUUACGUCUUUGGAGACUCUUCUGGGGAUGUCCUUCCCUUGCUUUCAUGGGCUUGCCUGGAGCCCGCCCUCACCCGCUUACGAGCACAGACGGAAUUCCCCAGGAGGGUUUCCACUGGGGGGCAGGCGUAGCGAUGAGGGUCCACUGGGAGUUCUGAGCCAAGUGAGACACCAGCAAGGACACUAUUACUCUGGAUUGAGUGCUGAAGUCUUUUGGUGACCAUAUGUUGUGUUGAAUUCUGGACACACUUUCUUUGGCCUGUAUUAGAUU